This is a messenger RNA of Coregonus sp. 'balchen', 31177 nucleotides long. The record is from the annotation of a GenBank genome assembly. NCBI's taxonomy places the organism in Eukaryota, Metazoa, Chordata, Actinopteri, Salmoniformes, Salmonidae.
UCGAGCACUCUUCCCCAGGGCACGGUGAAUAUGAACCUGUGUACUGACGUCAUCGACGCAGAGCCCAAGACGGGCCAGAAGAACGCUCUCUGCAUAUUCACUCCCGAACAGGAGUACUUCAUACGCGGGGAGAACAAAGAAAUCAUCAAUGGGUAAGUGUGUGUCUGGUGUGUGUGUGUCUGUUGUGUGUUCUCUGUGUCUGGGGUGUGUGUUCUCUGUGUCUGGGGUGUGUGUCUGUUGUGUGUUCUCUGUGUCUGGGGUGUGUGUCUGGUGUGUGUUCUCUAUGCCCAGGUUAACAUUCUGUUCCUCUCUCUCUGCCCAGCUGGACAGAACAGCUGGUGGUAUAUCCCAGGACCAAUAAGCAGAACCAGAAGAAGAAGCGCAAGGUGGAGCCCAACACUUCUCAGGAGCCAGGACCAGCAAAGGUGGCGGUGAAGGGGUCAGGUAUCCCUGAGGCGGGCUCGGAGAACGUUCCAGACUCCAGCUCCAUAAUCUGGCAGGAGGAGCUGAGCCACAGAGAGGCUGAAGGGGCGGCCUUGUGGCCUGCUGCUGACUUGGCCCGGCUGGGCUCACCACUGCCCUCUACAGGUAUGGAGGAACCACAGUGCACUACACAUCUAGUCCCAUAGUCCCCAUCUAGUCCAUAGUCUAAUAUAAAUAGUACAUCAAAUAUAUCUGAAAGCAUUGGUAUGGUGUUAGCAAGCAGCACAGUGGUAAAACAUAACAUUACAAUUUGGAGAUUAUCUCGUCUGUCCGUCUCCAUCUUUGACCCUCCACCCCUGCCUUCUCCAGGUGACUGUGCUUCCGUGGGCCGGGGCUCAGACGCCGGCUCAGUCAACGGUGAUGAGGUGGACCGAAGCGGCCUCCACGGCUCGGUCCCCCUCCCCCACCAGGACCUCCUGUCCCCCACAGGCUCCUGCUCCAGCCUGGGCGGGGUGCCCCGCUGUCUCUCCCCGGUCCCCAGCGACCCCUUCCCCUCCGGCACCUCCCUGCUGUCCAACGGCUCCCACAUCAGUGGCUCGGUCAGCUCGCUGGACUCUGACGCCAGCGGCAGCACGGUGGCCAGCGCAGAGAGCCACCCGGCAGGGCGGUUAGGGCUGGCCCUUGGAGGGCACCAUGAUACACCACGGUCCAGGAGGCUGGAGGCCGAGGCCAGGAAGGCAGAGAAGAGGAGCAGAGUGAGGAGUCCUGGUGAGGAGAGACGGGAGAGAGAGGCCGUGUUCAGUCCUGAGAGGAGGUGAGUCUGUCCUGUCUUAGUUCAGAGAGACGUUAGAGAGAGGCCGUGUUCAGUCCUGAGAGGAGGUGAGUCUUUGUCCUGUCUUAGUUCAGAGCGACAGGAGAGAGAGGCCAUGUUCAGUCCUGAGAGGAGGUGAGUCUUUGUCCUGUCUUAGUUCAGAGAGACAGGAGAGAGGCCGUGUUCAGUCCUGAGAGGAGGUGAGUCUUUGUCCUGUCUUAGUUCAGAGAGACAGGAGAGAGAGGCCGUGUUCAGUCCUGAGAGGAGGUGAGUGUCCUGUCUGUUCUGUCUUAGUUCAAAGAGACGUUAGAGAGAGGCCGUGUUCAGUCCUGAGAGGAGGUGAGUGUCCUGUCUGUCCUGUCUUAGUUCAGAGAGACGUUCGAGAGAGGCCGUGUUCAGUCCUGAGAGGAGGUGAGUGUCCUGUCUGUCCUGUCUUAGUUCAGAGAGACGUUCGAGAGAGGCCGUGUUCAGUCCUGAGAGGAGGUGAGUCUUUGUCCUGUCUUAGUUCAGAGAGACGUUAGCGAGAGGCCGUGUUCAGUCCUGAGAGGAGGUGAGUCUUUGUCCUGUCUUAGUUCAGAGAGACGUUAGAGAGACCGUGUUCAGUCCUGAGAGGAGGUGAGUCUUUGUCCUGUCUUAGUUCAGAGAGACAGGAGAGAGAGGCCGUGUUCAGUCCUGAGAGGAGGUGAGUGUCCUGUCUGUUCUGUCUUAGUUCAGAGAGACGUUCGAGAGAGGCCGUGUUCAGUCCUGAGAGGAGGUGAGUCUUUGUCCUGUCUUAGUUCAGAGAGACGUUAGCGAGAGGCCGUGUUCAGUCCUGAGAGGAGGUGAGUGUCCUGUCUGUCCUGUCUUAGUUCAGAGAGACGUUCGAGAGAGGCCGUGUUCAGUCCUGAGAGGAGGGUGAGUCUUUGUCCUGUCUUAGUUCAGAGAGACGUUAGCGAGAGCCGUGUUCAGUCCUGAGAGGAGUGAGUGUCCUGUCUGUCCUGUCUUAGUUCAGAGAGACGUUCGAGAGAGGCCGUGUUCAGUCCUGAGAGGAGGUGAGUGUCCUGUCUGUCCUGUCUUAGUUCAGAGAGACGUUCGAGAGAGGCCGUGUUCAGUCCUGAGAGGAGGUGAGUCUUUGUCCUGUCUUAGUUCAGAGAGACGUUAGCGAGAGGCCGUGUUCAGUCCUGAGAGGAGGUGAGUCUUUGUCCUGUCUUAGUUCAGAGAGACGUUAGAGAGACCGUGUUCAGUCCUGAGAGGAGGUGAGUCUUUGUCCUGUCUUAGUUCAGAGAGACGUUAGCGAGAGGCCGUGUUCAGUCCUGAGAGGAGGUGAGUCUUUGUCCUGUCUUAGUUCAGAGAGACAGGAGAGAGAGGCCGUGUUCAGUCCUGAGAGGAGGUGAGUGUCCUGUCUGUUCUGUCUUAGUUCAGAGAGACGUUCGAGAGAGGCCGUGUUCAGUCCUGAGAGGAGGUGAGUCUUUGUCCUGUCUUAGUUCAGAGAGACGUUAGCGAGAGGCCGUGUUCAGUCCUGAGAGGAGGUGAGUGUCCUGUCUGUCCUGUCUUAGUUCAGAGAGACGUUCGAGAGAGGCCGUGUUCAGUCCUGAGAGGAGGUGAGUCUUUGUCCUGUCUUAGUUCAGAGAGACGUUAGCGAGAGGCCGUGUUCAGUCCUGAGAGGAGGUGAGUGUCCUGUCUGUCCUGUCUUAGUUCAGAGAGACGUUCGAGAGAGGCCGUGUUCAGUCCUGAGAGGAGGUGAGUGUCCUGUCUGUCCUGUCUUAGUUCAGAGAGACGUUCGAGAGAGGCCGUGUUCAGUCCUGAGAGGAGGUGAGUCUUUGUCCUGUCUUAGUUCAGAGAGACGUUAGCGAGAGGCCGUGUUCAGUCCUGAGAGGAGGUGAGUCUUUGUCCUGUCUUAGUUCAGAGAGACGUUAGAGAGACCGUGUUCAGUCCUGAGAGGAGGUGAGUCUUUGUCCUGUCUUAGUUCAGAGAGACGUUAGCGAGAGGCCGUGUUCAGUCCUGAGAGGAGGUGAGUCUUUGUCCUGUCUUAGUUCAGAGAGACGUUAGAGAGAGGCCGUGUUCAGUCCUGAGAGGAGGUGAGUCUUUGUCCUGUCUUAGUUCAGAGAGACGUUAGAGAGAGGCCGUGUUCAGUCCUGAGAGGAGGUGAGUCUUUGUCCUGUCUUAGUUCAGAGAGGAGGUGAUUCUGACUGCAAUCACCGUUUGUUACCUGGGAUAUAUUUAUCUAGGUAAAGCUUUAUCUGUUAAUCAUGUACUGACAUAGACUGGUAAACCAGGUUAGUGAACUGUCUGACUGCCAUCUUAGACUAGCAGAAGGACAUCUGUAGAGAAUCCCAUGACGCAGCAACAUACACAGUCUCUGCUUCUAAACUCACACACAUACACACACACACACACAUCCUUGUGAUGCACACACACCCCCAACGCACCUGCGUCAACACACACACACUCAGUCCCAGAGGAAAAGGCUGUAUUUGGUGAAAUCCAGCCAGUGUAAGAUGUGUGAAUCUCUGUCUUCCACAGAUCCAGUAUGCUUCCAAUGAACUAUGUUGAUUAUUGAUAAUAAUCUUUCCCUGUGGUUUUAUCAGGGCUGAGGUUCAACGUAAACACACUGAAUAAACAGGCUUUGUACUUUCCAUUCGCUCAUCAUCCACUCCUGACUCUGUUCUGGGAAAAGGGUCAAGAGGUCACACACACACACACACACACACACCGGGGUGUGCUUCAUCCUCUUCCUCCCAGAUCCAAUCCCCACCUGCCUCGUCCCCUCAUCCAGAACUGGUCCUGAAAGGAGGAGAGGAGGACAGUGCAGUAGACUGAUUGUCCGUUUGGUUUCAGUUGGGAACGCUGCCAACGGACCCCAGCAGCCAACUGGCACGCUAUUACUGAAUUAUAACUAACUAUAAACUCUUUAAGGAAUACCUGGAAUAGUAUAAUAGUAUCCUUCUACCUCCCCCCUUUACUACCACUGUCUUUUGUCUAAACUAACACCUGACUUAUUUCACCUGCUAGCACUGACUUGUUUAAAGAAAUGUACUUAUUGGGAUCGAGACGUAGUUGUCCCUGAUUGCACUGACUUUGCUCACAGCUGCUUGUUUGAAGAAGUGUACUUACUGUGAUCAAGAUGUGGUUGUCCCACUGGCUAUCCUAAGUUGAAUGCACCAAUGUGUAAGUCGCUCUGGAUAAGAGCGUCUGCUAAAUGAUGUAAAUGUAAAUGUAACACACACACACACACACACACACGCUGCCACUCUUGUCUAUACCUCUUUCUUUCUCUUUUUCUUCUGUUCUCUCUCUCUCUCUCCCUCCUUCGCUUGUUGCCUUUUAUGGAAGCCAGCUACCGCAGAGGAUUCCCCUAAUAAGGGCAGAAUAAAAACAGUAAUGUUAUAUUUCCAAGCUCCCUGUAAGCCGAAUAGCUCUCCUCCUUAUCUAAAGAGAAGGUUAAAAGAAAGAUGUGUGUGUGGAGGAAUGCUGUCAGUGUGUCUGUGUUUGUUUGUGGAAGUUAGAACGGUUUCUCAGUUUCAUGUAGCAGUGUAAAGUAAUGUUCAUUUAUAUGCAUGUGGAUUAUGCGAUGUUUACUUGGUGAACGACCCCCCCCCCCCCCCCCCACACACACACGCAAAACUGAACUAUCCAAUGGUUAUUUUAUUCUCUCCACCUGAGAAGGAAUUCUAUCUUUCGCUGUAUCCAUUUUUUUUUUUCCACAGGAAAAUGUAAUGAAAGUUCAACUAAAGGCAUCUAACCUCUACCCUUCACCUCUGACCUUUAACCUUGUUCCCUGUGUGUUCCAGCCGAUCUGGGGUGAUAGAGAAGCUGGAGGCGUUGGAGCUGGAGAACACGGAGAGGAUGGAGGUGGAGGAGACUGGGAGGUCUGGAGUCAGGCAGGGCCGCAGCGAACACAGACGCUUCCACACAGAGGUACAACUACAGGGUCAUACUAUGACCUUUAAACCCGUUCAGUUCGCUGAUCAUAGAGAGGUUAUCAAGUAUGAGAAAAGCGUCUGCCCAGAUAUGAUAGCCCUAGCUGACACAGGACAUUGUCUACUUGUUUUAUAGACCAGUGUUUUACAAGCAACAUCACAUGAAAUAGCUCAGCUAGAUUCUGUUAGCUGUUGCAUAUGAAGCAGAUUCUUUCUCUCAUAUACACACACACACAUACACACACACACACAGUCUCCCUCUUUCCUUAUUUUGAGGUCAGGAGCGUGUGCUGUAUUCAUUUCCAUUUUCCAUUCUGUGGCUCGAUUCCCCUGAUGAUACUAACUUCCCUUUCCCACCGUGACUCUGCUCUGGCCUGGUCCGGAACAUCAACAACAGAAAGACCUCAAAAGAGAGCAAUUGUCCCCCCAAAACAAAUUCCAGAGAAAAAUGUCCCCAGAAGUCAGACUGUUAAAAGCAACUUUUAAGACCUGUACACAAAGUUUGUCCUGUCUGUUUUGUCAUGUUUGUCCUGUCUGUAUUGUCGAGCAUGUUUGGCAUUUUCAGACUGGCACAAAUAAAGGGCAGGUCUAGUAAACAUCAUAACACCUGCACGUACACACCCAUUAUCUUUCUCUGUCUCCCUCCAUCUCUCUCUCUCUCUCUCUCGCUCUUUCUGAGACACACACACUGCUCCUGGAUGGGGCUUGUUUUCUUCAAUGUCCGAGUGGUCUUGGUUUCCAUUCUCUCUGGUUUAGUGAAAGGCUGUUGGGUUCAGGUUAGAAGAUGUGUGAUGGUUUAGUGAAAGGCUGUUGGGUUCAGGUUCAUGUUACAAGAUGUGUGAUGGUUUAGUGAAAGGCUGUUGGGUUCAAGUUCUGGUUUGAAGACGUGUGAUUCUGAUAGAAAAAUACUUGUUCUUCUUAUGACAGCUGUGCAGAGAUGGUAUCUCAUUUUAGCAUACGUUAAACUGUUCACAUUGAAGGAGUCGAUGUUCUGAUCAUAAAAACAAAUAACAUACAUUAAGGCUAUAGUAUGAUGUUAUGAUUUGCUCCUCUGAAAUCCAUGAGGUAGGUAGGUGUUCUAUAGGAACGGAAUUAGGCUCAUGAUACAUUGAUGUGACCCCUGUCUUCAGACAUUGACCAGUUUGACCCAAAUGGCUGCUGGAGUAUUGAUGUUAUGUUGUGUGUCUCAGGGGCAGAGACAUGACCUGGGCCAGGGCCUGGACUUCCCCUCCACUCUGCCGCCUCUCAGACGAGCCAAGUCCCUGGACCGCAGGACCACCGAGUCCGUCAUGACCGUGAGUACCAUUUCACUCUCCUCUCUUCUGUCGUUCAGUCUUUCUAUGGGGUCAGGCUGACAUACUCAAACUCACCAGGGAGAGUUUUCAAAUGAGAACAUUGUAAUCAGUUAGCGCUGUUGUUUACCCAAGGGGUGGGUGUGUGUGUGUGUGUGUGUAGGAGCUUUCUCUCCAGGUCCAGACAACACCGCAAUAGUUCUACUGUUCUCCUAAAGCUGCGGGGUCAGAGGUCAUCAGCAAUGCAGGACUUUAGCCCUGCUGAGUGGAGGUUUAAAGGGGUUGUGGGGAUGGUGGAGUAUAUAGGUUGGGUUAAGAGUAUUCAAGUUUUAUUAGUCGUAUGUACGGGAUACACGUUCUAUAAACCGUCCAAUGAAAUGCCUACUUUCAGGUUCCCCACUCGACAACGCAACAACAAUGAGAAAUAAUAAAAGAUAAGGGCAUAAAGUAUUUGGGUUGAGAAAGGGUGCAGCAGGCCUUAGCUAAUGUAAACGUUAUGAUGAUGAGUCACUGUGUCCGUUCAGCCGCAUGGUGCCGGAUUGGCUAGGGACACGUCCUUACAUCAGCUCCUGGCUCGGCCGUACUAAUGAUGUAAUGAACCCAUUUUGGUACGCCGUGCCUUUUGUUAGUUUAAUAAAACAGGCAGUCUAGAGAUUGUUAUAGUUAAUGAUCUAUUAGUCUGCACCUCGUAGGGGGUGUCUUUCGGUUCCUACUCUUUUUGGCUGUUUUAGCGGCCAGGGUUUUCAUGACUGGGUUGGUAGAGGAUGAUACUGUAGAGAACAUUCAAGGGGGGCUGUGAUGGGUGACGUGGCUGGGGCAGUACAGUCAAGGGGGUGCUGUGAUGGGUGACGUGGCUGGGGCAGAACAGUCAAGGGGGGCUGUGAUGGGUGACGUGGCUGGGGCAGUACAGUCAAGGGGGGGCUGUGAUGGGUGACGUGGCUGGGGCAGGACAGUCAAGGGGGGCUGUGAUGGGUGACGUGGCUGGGGCAGUACAGUCAAGGGGGGGCUGUGAUGGGUGACGUGGUUGGGGCAGUACAGUCAAGGGGGGCUGUGAUGGGUGACGUGGCUGGGGCAGUACAGUCAAGGGGGGCUGUGAUGGGUGACGUGGCUGGGGCAGUACAGUCAAGGGGGGCUGUGAUGGGUGACGUGGCUGGUGCAGUACAGUCAAGGGGGGCUGUGAUGGGUGACGUGGCUGGGGCAGUACAGUCAAGGGGGGCUGUGAUGGGUGACGUGGCUGGGGCAGUACAGUCAAGGGGGGCUGUGAUGGGUGACGUGGCUGGGGCAGUACAGUCAAGGGGGGCUGUGAUGGGUGACGUGGCUGGGGCAGUACAGUCAAGGGGGCUGUGAUGGGUGACGUGGCUGGGGCAGUACAGUCAAGGGGGGCUGUGAUGGGUGACGUGGCUGGGGCAGUACAGUCAAGGGGGGCUGUGAUGGGUGACGUGGCUGGGGCAGUACAGUCAAGGGGGGCUGUGGAUGGGUGACGUGGCUGGGGCAGUACAGUCAAGGGGGGCUGUGAUGGGUGACGUGGCUGGGGCAGUACAGUCAAGGGGGGCUGUGAUGGGUGACGUGGCUGGGGCAGUACAGUCAAGGGGGGCUGUGAUGGGUGACGUGGCUGGGGCAGUACAGUCAAGGGGGGCUGUGAUGGGUGACGUGGCUGGGGCAGUACAGUCAAGGGGGGCUGUGAUGGGUGACGUAGCUGGGGCAGUACAGUCAAGGGGGGCUGUGAUGGGUGACGUGGCUGGGGCAGUACAGUCAAGGGGGGCUGUGAUGGGUGACGUGGCUAGGGCAGUACAGUCAAUGGGGGCUGUGAUGGGUGACGUGGUUGGGACAUGCUUUUUCAGAGCUGGUUGGUUGGUGUCGUGGACGUCCUAAUGCAGUCCUCCGUGCUGCAGGGGGCAGCACAGCUCCCUCUCCUCUCCAGGUUUUCUUCCUGCUUCUCCUGUGUUCAGCCAUAGCUCUCAGGCCUCCGUGUGUUGGCACCCAUUCCGCACGGUUUGUGUGUUUUUCUGUCUCAAGUGUGUGUGUGCGUGUGUGUGCGACACAAACCAGCACCGCUUCCCCAGGGCACUGUGUGUGUGUGUGUUUUCUCCCACUGUGUGUGUGUGUGUGUGUGUGUGUGUGUUUUCUCCCACUGUGUGAAACCACAACAGACAUGAACUGUUUUACUGGGCACUAAGACUUCUAUAGCAGGAUUUGUGAUGCCUAGUGGAGUAGGUAUGUGUUUCCCCUAACCACUGGUCCGGGGUCAGUUAUUAUUGUAUCCUCGAAAUGAUUGGGUAGGAUUGGCAGUAAGGUAAUCUGAUCCUAGGUCUGUGUUCAGGGGAAAUUUCUACCUUGAACAGAGCCAGAAUGUGGAUAAUUUUUUUUCUGCUCUUUCUCAAACAUAACGUUUUUUUUUUAAGGUUGACCAAAAUUAACAAAUUAAAGGGUAUUUUUGAACCAUACAAAUGUUCAAAAUAGUCAUUACAAAUGUUCAAAAUAGUCGAAAUACGGUAACAUCUAUGUAACAAAGUGCAGAAAAUGCAGCUUGUUGAAAUUGCAACGCAUCUGCCAGCUAUGUAUUGUAGACGCCUAGUCGGGAUAACUCGUACCUUUCUUUCAGCUGUGGGCGCCUGUAAGUAUGACAUGUUAAAGUUAUGAAGAGCUACGUGGAUCUCAGAUGGAUGUUGUUUUUAAAAGGCUGCACCUUUGGUCACCUGGUAUCUGUGCGUUUCAGCAUCUCUUGGUUCAUCUUGCAUGAUGUUUGCUGUGUGGGUUCACUAGACUGACUUUACUGGAUCUCGGGUUGAUUUCUUUGGCAUUUUUAAAGAUUUAAAGUUAUGUAUUUUUGUUUCUUUGUCCAGCCCGACUUGCUGAACUUCAAGAAAGGUUGGAUGGUGAAGCUGGAUGAGGAAGGACAAGUAAGCAACAAACCAAACCUACCAACAUCACCAAAACAACUGAUGUUUUUUUUGUUUUUUUGAUAUGUUCCUGGGAAAUUUAAACUCUUGAAUAAUGAACAUUAUUUGAUGCCAUGAGAUUUUUUUAAAUGGUAUUUUUAUUUUUUAGGUCAGAUCAUCAAAGCAGGGAGUCAGUUGCAGUUCAAACAGUCAUCUGAAGGUUCAUCUAAUGCCUUUUUAGAAUGUUCUAGUAUUCUAUGGCCUUUAGAGCCGAGCGUCAGUCAGUCUUUGAUGGCACAGCUUCAAUGGGUGACAGUUGAAAGGGUGAUGUGGUGCCUCUCUUUAUACAGCAGAUCCAUGUUCUUUUUACAGCUAUAUUUAAUGUGUAGACCGAUGCGCCAACGCUAUACAUUUGUAGAUAUUGCUGCGUUGUUGGAGCUAGAUACAGUAGCAUUUCGCUGUACCUGUGAUAACAUCUGUAAUGAUGUGUAUGUGACCAAUAAACUUUGAUUUGAUUUAUUGCACAGUCCAAGUUAACACACAGCUUUCAUAGAAAUCCUUACUUUUCAGAGGGGCUACCAACAUUACAUUUACAUUUUAGUCAUUUAGCAGACGCUCUUAACCAGAGCGACUUACAGGAGCAAUUAGGGUUAAGUGCCUUGCUCAAGGGCACAUUAACGUCAUUUAGCAGACGCUCUUAGCCAGAGCGACUCACAAAUUGGUGCGUUCACCCUAUAGCCAGUGGGAUAACCACUUUACAAUUUGGGGGGGGGGGGGGGGGGGGGGGGGGGGGGGGGGGGGGGGGGGGGGGGGGGGGGGGGGGGGGGGGGGGGUUAGAAGGAAUACUUUAUCCUAUCCCAGGUAUUCCUUAAAGAGGUGGGGUUUUCAAAUGUCUCCGGAAGGUGGUGAGUGACUCCGCUGUCCUGGCGUCGUGAGGGAGCUUGUUCCACCAUUGGGGGGUGCCAGAGCAGCGAAACAGUUUUGACUGGGCUUGAGCGGGAGCUGUGCUUCCGCAGAGGAAGGGGAGCCAGCAGGCCAGAGGUGGAUGAACGCAAUGUCCUCGUUUGGGUGUAGGGACUGAUCAGAGCCUGAAGGUACAGAGGUGCCGUUCCCCUCACUGCUCCAUAGGCAAGCACCAUGGUCUUGUAGCGGAUGCGAGCUUCAACUGGAAGCCAGUGGAGUGUGCGGAGGAGGGGGGUGACGUGAGAGAACUUGGGAAGGUUGAACACCAGACGGGCUGCGGCAUUCUGGAUGAGUUGUAGGGGUUUAAUGGCACAGGCAGGGAGCCCAGCCAACAGCGAGUUGCAGUAGUCCAGACGGGAGAUGACAAGUGCCUGGACCAGGACCUGCGCCGCUUCCUGUGUAAGGCAGGGUCGCACUCUCCGAAUGUUGUAGAGCAUGAACCUGCAGGAGCGGGUCACCGCCUUGAUGUUGGCGGAGAACGACAGGGUGUUGUCCAGGGUCACGCCUAGGCUCUUCGCACUCUGGGAGGAGGACACAGCGGAGUUGUCAACCGUGAUGGCGAGAUCAUGGAACGGGCAGUCCUUCCCCGGGAGGAAGAGCAGCUCCGUCUUGCCAGGGUUCAGCUUGAGGUGGUGAUCCGUCAUCCAUACUGAUAUGUCUGCCAGACAUGCAGAGAUGCGAUUCGCCACCUGGUUAUCAGAAGGGGGAAAGGAGAAGAUUAGUUGUGUAUCGUCAGCGUAGCAAUGAUAGGAGAGACCAUGUGAGGAUAACAUCCCCAGUCUCCUCUUCCGGGGGUUUGUUUCGGUGUUUGUCUGUGCUGGGUAUAGUGUAGCUCAGUUGUUAAGAGCAUGGUGCUUGCAACGCCACGGUUGUGGGUUUGAUUUCCGCACGGGACCAGUACGAAAAGUAUGAAAAAACGUAUGCACUCACUACUGUAAGACGCACCACUAAAUGACUAAAAUCUAUGUGUUGCACACAGAACCAAGCUCCUGAUGUCAUUCCACGGGGCGGCGCACAAUUGGCCCAGCGUCGUCCAGGGUAGGGGAGGGAAUGGCCGGCAGGGAUGUAGCUCAGUUGGUAGAGCAUGGUGUUUGCAACGCCAGGGUUGUGGGUUUCGAUUCCCACGGGGGGCCAGUAUGAAAAAUACAAAAAUAAUGUAUGCACUCACUAACUGUUAAGUCGCUCUGGAUAAGAGCGUCUGCUAAAUGACUAAAAUUUAAAAAUUUAAAAUUGCUCCAUCAUAACUCCCACUGGCGCUAAAUAGAUGUUUUAUUCUCAGUCUACAGGGGGAGCAGAACAGUUUCUGUAUUCCCAGUGAACUCUGUGUCCCCUUUCUCCCCUACAGUGGAAGAAGUAUUGGUUCGUACUGACAGACCACAGCCUCCGAUACUACAAGGACUCAAUUGCUGAAGAGGUGACUUAUCUCUAAAUCCAUCCAGACUCGUCAAUCGUGCUAGUUCAACUGUGACCGACUGUAGCAAGGGCAGUGGUUAUCUUUAAAAGAAAUGGAAUACGUGUUAGUCAAUGCGGUAUUGAUUUCCUAUUGAUAACUUUGUAUACUAAACAAAAAUAUAAACGCAACAUGUAAAGUGUUUGUCCCAUGUUUCAUGAGCUGAAAUAAAAGAUCCCAGAAAUGUUCCAUACCCACAAAAAGCUUAUUUCGCUCAAAUUUUGUGCAAAAACUUGUUUGCAUCCUUGUUAGGGAAUAUUUCUACUUUGCCAAGAUAAUCCAUCCACCUGACAGGUGUGGCAUAUCAAGAAGCUAUUUAAACAACAUGAUAAUUACACAGGUGCACCUUGUGCUGGGGACAAUAAAAGGCCACUCUAAAAUGUGAAUUUUUGUGUCGGAACACAGUGCCACAGAUGUCAAAAGUUUUGAGGAAGUGUGCAAUUGGCAUGCUGACUGCAGGAAUGUCCACCAGAGCAGUUGCCAGAGAAUUGAAUGUUCAUUUCUCUACCAUAAUCCGCCUCCAACCUUGUUUUAGAGAAUUUGGAAGUACGUCCAACCGGCCUCAAAACCGCAGACCACGGGGCUGCACAUCUGGCUUCUUCACCAUGGUCUGAGACCAGCCACCCGGGCAGCUCGUGAAACUGUGGGUUAACACAACCAAAUAAUUUCUGCACAAACUGUCAGAAACCAUCCCAGGGAAGCUCAUCUGCGUGCUCGUCGUCCUCACCAGGGUUUUGACCUGACUGCAGUUUGGCGUCGUAACCGACUUCAGUGGGCAAAUGCUCACCUUCUAUGGCCACUGUUACGCUGGAGAAGUGUGCUCUUCACGGAUGAAUCGCGUUUUCAACUGUACCGGGCAGGUGGCAGACAGCAUUUAUGGCGUCAUGUGGGCCCGUGGUUUGCUGAUGUCAACGUUGUGAACAGAGUGCCCCAUGGGUGCGGUGGGGUUAUGGUAUGGGCAGGCAUAAGCUACGGACAACAGACACAAUUGUACUUUAUCGAUGGCAAUUUGAAUGCACAGAGAAACCAUGACGAGAUCCUGAGGCCCAUUGUCGUGCCGUUCAUCUGCCGCCAUCACCUCAUGUUUCAGCAUGAUAAUGCACGGCCCCAUGUUGCAAGCAUCUGUACACAAUGCUCUGGACUGAUGUGUAUGACAGCGUGUUCCAGUUCCCUCCAAUAUCCAGCAACUUCGCACAGCCAUUGAAGAGGAGUGGGACAGCAUUCCACAGGCCACAAUCAACAGCCUGAUCAACUCUAUGCGAAGGAGAUGUAUCGCGCUGCAUGAGGCAAAUGGUCACACCAGAUACUGACUGGUUUUCUGAUCCACGCCCCUACCUUUGUUUUAAGGUAUCUGUGACCAACAGAUGUAUACCUGUAUUCCCAGUCAUGUGACAUUUAUAGAUUAGGGCUUAAUGAAUUUAUUUCAAUUGACACAUUUCCUUUAUAUGAACUGUAACUCAGUAAAAUCUUUGAAAUUAUUCCAUGUUGCGUUUAUAUUUUUGUUUAGUGUAAGUACACAGUUUCAAAAUAAUUGUUUAACUCCUGCAACUGGCUGCUUGUACGCUGAUAAUGGUCUUCUGUUCCUGACUUUACGAUCUGUAAUGAUGCUGUAUUGCAGGCUUCAGAUCUGGACGGGGAAAUAGACCUGUGUACGUGUUAUAAUGUCACUGAAUACCAGGCUCAACGCAACUACGGCUUCCAGAUACAUGUAAGCCCCAAUCACUCACAUACAGUCUCAGAUUAUCAUCGGUAGUAGUAAUGAUUUGAUUUGCGUUCAUGUAACCCUUUUUGUCACUUGUUUUAUUAUCAAAAAGCACUUCAGUGUAUGGAAGUAACAGACCCCUUCGCUGUCACCCAAUGCUAUAGCUGUUAUUGUACAGUGUGAAUCUAACGCCCUAACUGUCGUCCUCAGACCCAGGAGGGCGUACACACCCUGUCGGCCAUGACUGCAGGCAUACGGAGGAACUGGAUCCAGGCUGUCAUGAAGAACGUCAGACCCUCCACCGCUCCAGACGUGGCUAGCAACCACAGCUCCUUCUCCCCACUGGAGGGGCUGGUUCAGCCGGACGUGACCCAGGACUCCCCUCCCUCCGAGACCUCGUCCGUGGAGCGUGAGCAAGGGCCAGGCCCCAAGAAGAGCCGGGCACGCGAGCGCCGACAACAGGGCCGUUCCAAGACCUUCGACUGGGGAGAGUUCCGACCCAUUGCCCAGGCUUUGGCCCAGCAGCGGGCCCAGAAGUCCGAGCCCCUGCAGACUGACAUCGGAGACCCCGAUCGGAGUCGGCGGAGGGAAGAACGAAGGAGGAGGUAUGAGUCUGUGACUAGCUCCUCCGUGGACCAAUCAACAGGCUCUGAAGGUGGGAGGAUGGACUAUGAGAGGGGGGGAGAGAGUGAAGGCAGCCCUGGGGGUGAGGGUGGGGGUCCCCCCACCCUGGAGAUGCAGCAGAAGGCGGAGGAGGAGAUGGAGCAGCACUGGCAGCAGGUGGAGCAGACACCCAUCAGGGAUGAGAGGCGGGUACCUCUGCCCUCGACGCUGCAGACCAGGGAGACAGCCGAGCUGGAGAAACUCCUGGAGAGCUACAAGAAAGGGGUGGGUGUUUAUGUGAACCGAGAUCAAUGCAAUGUCAAAGGUCAGAGAUUCUUGAUAGGUCAGUGCUCUCCUCACACGUUCACCUUGUCCAUUGUACCGUGCCUCUCCCAGGUAGAAGAGCUCAAGGUGCAGUUGGAGAACUGUCACCAGCAGUUGGUGGACUCCAACCAGCACAAACACAAUCUGGAGGUCCAGCUGAGGACGGCUCUGGAGAGAGAGCAGCACGUCCGUUCCGGAUACAUCUCCCAGGUAAGCAGCACCAGCUAUUUUUGUUCUCCUCCUCAGAGCUGUUCUGUUCUCUAUAGGCAGUCCUGUUGAGUUCAUACCCAAGUUCAGAUUUCAUAAACUCAACCGUACAGAUUGAGCUGUGUGUUCUCUUUCCAUUUCGUAACCUCCUUUGCAUGUUGUAUUUUUAUUGUGAGAAAACAUCAAACAAACUGACAUCAAAGCUACAAAACCCGCUCCAGAACGUGCCUUUUGCAUGAGUCCGUUGGUUGCAUGUGAGGAGAAACGUGAAGAUCUUGUUUUUCUCCUUUUACGGCUUCUUUUCGUCCAUCACCUCUUGCUGAUGUUGUUUCUUUUCAGGUAGGACAGAUGUUCCAAACUCAUGCAUGUGUAUUGAAUGUGAUGCAUCCGAUUUAAUGAUUAACAUUAGAUGGAUACGUUUCCUUUUCGAUGUUCCUGUGAUGCUGUAAAUGGCAUGAAUGCGUUAGGCUGCUUGACUUCAACAGUACAGCCAUAGUUGUUGAAAUGAUUACGUUUGGCUCGGAACUGUAUUUAAAUAACAUGUUCGGCUUGUCUCCUAAUGAAUUCUUUGCAUGGAUUUCAGAUUUUUUAUGAACUACUGUUCCGACCAUCCAUUCUUCUUUUUAACUGAUGUGUGAGCCAUACCAUUAUGCAGAUAAUAGUUUUCUAUUGGAUGUUUGCUUGUGUUUAUGUGUGUUAGAGAGGGAGAGAGGUGAGUGUGUGUCCGUAUGGAGGGUUAAAGUAUGCUUUUUGAAUUCUUCACCACGUAUUGUGUAAAUCUGAGUUUAUCAAAGAUAGUAGGUUUUCUUGGAUGUAACAAAUUAAAUGAGAUUCAGUUCAAAAGGGGCUUUGGAGACAUUUUUGAGUUGACGACUUUGCUGUUUAGAGAGGGAGAGAAUGUAAUUAGUUUAUGCUGGCCUUUGCAUUUUUAUAAAGCCAAAUAAAAGGUCAUUUCAGGAGAAGAUAAUAAUGUCCUGUUCAUGUUGUUUUUACUUAUUUUUGGUUUAUUUAAUUUAAGAAGCAAUUUUCACAUUCAUUACACUGUUUGAUUUGAGUUUUGACCAGCAUUGUUACAUUGCUAUUACACAGUGUGAUGCGAUGUGAUGAGUGCCUUUUUUGAGAAAUGUUUUUGUGAAGAACACAAAGAAUUCAGAAAAAUGAUAGUUCAAGAACAUCGUUUAUUCCUAGAGCCUGGUAUGCCUCCCAUCUCUAAUGAAACCACCUAGCUAGCACUAACUUUUCAUCACUUACCCCAUGAAAUAACUCUCAUCCAUUUAAUGUGCAUGCUAUUUUGUGAUUCACUAAUCAUGACCAUUAAAUCUCUUUCCAGCGCUCUAAUUCUCAUCAUUAAUGAUAGAAGCUGGAUUCUACUUCUGCAAUGUUUUUUCAUCAUUAUGGUUAAAUGGUAUAAUGUUGAACUCAAAAUGACAUAUAUUAUGAUUUCAUAAUGUUUCAUUGCUCUGAAUCAAGAGGGAAAUAAUUGAUGUAUUAAUCUAAAAAAAUUAGCUAGCCUUCUCACCCUUUGCUAUGUGUGUUAACCAACUUUUUGGUCCCCUUCUCCAAGCUGGUUCUGGAGUCCGAUCCCGAGCCCCAGACGAAGAGGCCGGAACUGGUUAGUUCUCAAGCUCAGAGCUUAGCAAGGAAGUACCAGGAGACCAAAGAGCUCCUGCAGCUGCAAGAACUGAAAAAGCGUAAUAUGCAGGCGCAGCUUGGCCUCUCGCUUUCUCACCUCUCCCUCGCGGAACCUUACCUUUCCGACCCCCAAACAACAACCCCUCUGGAAAGCCUGCCUUCCUCAGAGCCACCCGUCAAAAAGACUGUUAGCUUUUUGAUCGAAGAUAGUGCCGACAGGAUUCAAGAGCUAGAGGACUUGAUAUCAGGAAAGCCCCUGACUCUGAAGGGACUGCUUAGAUUGCUAAGAUCGCACGGUGAAGUCAGCCUGGAGAGUAGUCAGGAUAUAGGAGAACAGGGUAGCUGCCAGAGGCUCUUGGAGAGCUGGAAGUCUCAACGAGAGGUAGAGAAUGAGAACAUGAAGAGGAGCUUGACCAGGGCGGGCGAAAGCAUCCGCAGUUACGAAUCACGUCUCCUGGCCAUGGAGGACAUGUUGGGAAGUGUUCAGAAGGCGGAGAGCCUGAAGACCCCUUACGGACCACUGUGUCAAAUCGAAGACCGCUCGGAAAGCCACGAGAUGACCAUCGGGACGUUGUCCCGGCGGGUUGAACUUCUAAACAGCGAAAACGGAGCGCUGUACCAGCACUGUCAGGAGAUAGUGAACCAACUAACUGAGGCAGAUGGGGAGAUCGACAGGCUUAAAGCGGAGCUGAUCAACCUGCAAGGCGGGAAACAACACCUACUGGUCCUAGAGGAGCUGAACAGGGUCAGGGUCAGACUAGCGGAGAGCCAAGCCAACGCUAUCGACAGGGAGUUCUAUGAGAGCGAGCUGAAUGAGAAGUCUGUGAAGCUUCACGAAGCCCUGGUCACCUUGGAGGUGCUAGGAAGCAGCCUGAAGGACAGGGAGAGGAGACUGCAGCUGAAAGAGGCCACUCUCAAAGGUCUGGGAUUCCAGAUGGCCGAGGAAGGUGCUCCUAAGGAGAAGGAGCAACUCAAAGAGCAGCUGGAGGCAACAGGGGCCAUGCUAUUAGAAAAGGAAGAGCUCUGUAGAGAACUUCAAGCUCAGAAUGUUGAACUUCAAGCUAGAAACCAGGAAUCGGAGAGAGUCCAGAGGCCGAAACUUUUAGAGGCAGAGAAUGAGAUUAGGAUGUUGCGAGGAAAGUUGGAGGUAGAGGCGAAGUCGGCUAGGGGAGAAAGAGAAGUGAAUGUUAGUGAAGAGUUGAGGCAGGUAGCAGACGAAAGUGUUGUAAGGCAAGUAGUAAGUGAGAUAAAGAUGAAGUCUGAGGCCCUUAGUCGGGUGUUAGAGGUGUUAGUGAAGGUAGAUGUUAGUGUGGAGAAAACGCUAAUUGAUCUGAAAAGCACUUUACAUAUCACAGACGGCCUCGGAUCCUUUGAAGAGGAGCCAGAUGAAGUAAGUCAGAGAGUAAUGAAAAGGUUGGUAUUAGAGGCAGCGUUCUGGAGUGGUCUGUUGAGCGCUCUAGAGGUUAGCCCAUGCGAGACUGAAGGUGCAUGUCGUUUUGAAAGGUGUGUAGCACAGCGUAUGGUAGCUGAGAAGAGCAUGUUGCUGUUGAUGAACAGGAUUUCUCCUCGACCCAAGAUGGAAGUUGAUAAUGAGAUUACUGUGACUGCACAGACCAUGGAAGCAGACCUUUUGAAUUGGUGCAGCUGGCUUGAUAAUGACACCAACACGCACAUUUUGAAAGAUCUAACAGAGUCAUUGCAAGAGAAAGUGUAUUUGUUUAACCUAAUUGCCUCCACCAUUGAGAUGUCCACAAAUGACAAGCUCCUGUCCUUGGUCUUAGCUAGCUUUGAUUCCGGCAAACUUAAGAAACGUUGGUCUGAGCACCUUCAAGACGCAGCCACAGAAGCUCACAUGUCCUAUCUCAUCAGCAGGCUGAACUUCCAACACGAGAAAGAGCUGAAAGUAACACAGGUUGAGAAACUUCAGAUUGGCAACUCUGACUGUGCCAACUGCUCUCUACUGAGAGAACAGAACCGAGAUCUCCAAUCCAAAUUGGCGGAUCUACAGAAUCAUCUGCCAUGCCUUGAAAGCACUAUGAGUGAAGAUACUAGACCAGUAACACACAUUCAGAUCGAAGGGGAGCCCAUUGACUCACUGGACAAGGCCAUACAGCUGCAAGACGUAGUUGCCAAGCACAAGCUGGAGCUGCGGGAGAUCAAGGACGUCUACGCACAGGAAACAGAAAAUCUGAGACAGGAGGUGGCAAAGGUGGCCGAGAUAUUGCGUCUAGAACGUGAAGAAAACGUGAAGGAGAUCGACUCUCUGACUGUCUGCAUGGAGAACCUGAAGAAGAAACACGAGACAGAGGGGAGCGUCCUACUGGAGAAGUUCCAUCACCAGAUGGAUGUCACCCCAGGAGGAGGCUAUCUCACUGGGGCAGAGGAUGGGACGAUGUCCCCUGAGACCUCCACAACCUCUGCCCUCAAGGAGCGCAUCCAGGAGCUGGUGGCCCAGAUCUCGGCCAUGACGGAGGAGAUGAAGCGGAGGGAGCUCCAGGGCGACGCAGCUAUCCUCCGGCUGAAAUACGACAAAGACCUGGAGAAUCUGAAGGUGGAAGCCGUACCUUGUCCUUUCUGUUCUCUCCGUCCGUGAUGCCUUGUCUCCUUGUGGAACCCCCCACCCUCCCGACCCCCUCCACCCUCCCGACCCCCCCCCCCUACCUCCUUUACCCCCUCCCGACCCCCUUCUACCUCCCUUACCACCCCCCACCCUCCCGAACCCCUCGUACCUCCCUUUCCUUUGUAAACCAGUAUCCUCCAGUGUUGCAUGGUGACUAAUCCACUGUUAGUGCAUGUGGUUGUUGACGCUAGUUGUGCGCUGAGGAACCCGUUUUUGUUUGACAGGAAAAGGUUAGUUAACCAGAACUUAGUCUCCGAAAUCCCAACUGGAACAUUGUUAAUGUGGGAGGCAACCCAUCUGCUUAGGGAGACCAACCAGAACCUGUCCUACAGUCCCAUGAAAGUGAGGCUGACAAAUAAUUCAGGUCAUGUUAUUCAGUGUCUAUCAGCAUAUUUACACAUCCAAUGUGUAAUGAUCAUCCCAGCAGGUAUAGUUGCUGAUGAAAUGAGUUCCUCGGCAGCUACAGUAGGCGUCGUAUAUAUUAGAAGUGUCCUAGACAAAUGGUUGAAGCCCUUUAAAGCUGUCUACCUAUUGUUGUCCUCAACAGAUACAUGAUUUAGAUAGGUGGACAUAUUGCUUUUUUUCUUGAGGAUGAUGAAGCCUAAAUGAACUGCAUUUAAAGAUGCAUGGGGCUUACCUCUUUGUCUUUGAUGUGAUGUUGCUUUAACUGACAACAAACAACUUUCCCCCUUCUGACAUGCUGAUUAACAAGUAAUGAUAAUUGACAGGCUAUCAAAACAUUGCAGAAUGCUUGAAGCAUAGACAUAUUUACUUUCUUGGAAAAGUCAUUCUAAAAAAGGAAGAAAUGCAAAACGAGAUCUAAUCGCAAAUGAAAAGUCCAUUAACCACAUUCCACCAUGAUCAUCUACCCAGAAUCCUUGGUAAUGUAUGUAAACAUAUAGUUACCCAGAUGUUUUUAUACCUCAUAGAUCCUAGGUUUUGUGUAUUUCUUUAGAGAAUUCAAGUAAAAAAAAAAAAAAACUUUUAUCCAUUGUCAUGGUCUCUACAUUACGUUGUGUUGUAGACGUGUAUAAGAAUUACACAGGUAGUUUAUAAUCAGGCUCCAGCUCUAUAUGAAUAGUUUGAAGAGCUGUUGAGUUCUGCAUGGUUUUAUUAGGCCUGAAUAGAGGCUGUUUCUAAGCAGAUGACAUGGGGUCGUAAACCUCAGGAAGGAAACAUGGGGUCUCCUACUCAGGUCUAUAACACGGCUUGGGAGCACAGCUGACACGUUGACAUAUGCUACACCAUGUCUUUUGUCGCUGCUGAUGAUGUAAUCUUUGUAUUGCUGUUGUGUAUAGGGACAGACUGGUGGUGCGGUCCACUAACUGUAAUAACAUUGUAGUGUCAGUAGGGAACAUUGUAGCGGUGCUCUUCCUGGUCCUUGAUGACCGUGUGCAGGACAGGUUUCAUCACUUACACACUAAACAAAAGGCAGGUGUUGCUUGCUGUGAUGUCACAGCAGGAAGUGCCCCCCAUAGAUCCAUCUAGUAGGGGGUGGGGGGGGGGGGGGGGAUUGGUUCACUCUGUCUCAAAGUUUGUUCCCACCUAGGCCAGUUUCCCGAGCACUGGGAAUUUAUAGGACAGCUCCGUUGACUGAGUACUCAGAUUAGCAGCGCUGAAUAGAGGACGGAAGUAAGGAUUUGGGUCGAGCCGGUCGGAAGGCCAUUCAAAUCCCCUCUUGUGGAAACAUGCACUGUAAUUAUAAUAGCGUUGUGAAUGGCCCUUGCUAAAACCGUGUUGAUCAGACCCCCUCCUCCCCUCCCCAGCCUUCUUUCUCUAUACUGCUAAAAGGUGUUGGUGCUAAACUGGCAAUCCUGCCUCAUUUGACACAGACAGGCUGUCCCUGGCCCCUUAUGAUGGAGACACACCAGACUCCACACUGUCUGUCUGUCCCCACGGAAAUCACCCCACUAUUAUCCAUCGUUCUAUUUGGUCUCAUCCCAACCUCAUACAUUCCACCCAGAUUUAUCCAAUAAAAACAGAUUAGAGGUUUUUCACAUUUAUAGACGGCUAACAAUAUGAGACACUAGACAUUAACUCAAUCUGUAAUAGGUGUUUUGUGAGCGAGCGGGUUUACUUGGCUAAAAAACCUGGCAGUGGUUGAAUACCUUUACUGUUGCAGGGAUAAUUAGGUUACAGAACACAGCCUUCUGUUUUUGUUUUGCUUCUCAAUCACAUUGUGUUCUUGCUGCCUACGCAUUUCUUCAACGUAUUGUGUAUUCUGUACCAGAGGCUUGUGUUGUUAAUGGCUAAAGUAGCUAGCUUGGUGUUUGUCGUCAGUGAAUAGAUGGUCAGCAGUGGUUGUGGCUGGGGUCAGGAGUUCUGGGUCCAGAGUUUGACCAGGAAAAAUUCCAGUGCACUCUAUACCCUAUAACUAGGGUCCAGAGGUUUUCCUAGUCAGGUUCACAUGGUCACGCAGGAAACUCCCUGGCCCUAUCUUAUGGUUUCAUGUAGAUUCACUUUGCACCCAUUCCCCUCCGUUGAUAGGCCACCUGUGAGAGGGGCUUUGCUGCCAUGGAGGAGUCCCACCAGAGGGUGGUCGACGAGCUGCAGAGGAAAAACCAGAGAGAGCUGGAGAACCUACACGAGGAAAAGGAGAGGCUGCUAGCCGAGGAGACUGCCGCUACCAUAGCCGGUCAGUAGUAAUUGCGAUAGCAGCUAACGCUAACCCUAUCAGCAGUAGCACCUUGGUAAUUAUAUAGGCACAGCAGUAGCAUCAGGCUAACAUGAAGUAUUUUGUUCACUUGUGUACACAAACCCAUAAAUGUGAGUUACCAUGGUCUUUGGGCUCUGCUUUAUAAAACAGUGGAUUUUUCUUUCUAAAACAACACGAUAACCUAACGUGGUCCGGCUAUGCCAGAUGAUCUCUCCUCAAUAACAACGUUCUUUGUUUUGGUUGCCCCAGCAAUCGAGGCGAUGAAGAACGCACACCGGUCGGAGCUGGAGAAGGAGCUGGACAAGGCCCGCAAGUCCAACAGCAACACAGAGAACGCAGACAUAGAGGAGAUAUGCAGGCAACACGAGUAAGUUAGCAUAUCAUUAUGACAAGAUGGCACCGACAGACACGUUCGCCCUUGUUGCUUGCUCCUAGCCAACUUUGCAGUCUUUUGUUCAUUUUAGUGUUCUUUUUUUACUUUAUUUGCUCAGAAUGUUUCUAGUAUUAUCUUGUAUGACAGACGAGCACUCCUGGACAUCAGAUCGGCGGUUACUCGCCACAAAUUUGACAGAUUCGACUUUCCAGAACUGGACCCUUUGUUCAGUUCUCCUGAAGCAGUUCCAUUCAUUCCAGGAGCCCUACCAAAAAGAGAGCUGUCAUUCUGGUCCGACUAAGGAGAAGGACAAAUCACCUAAUGCUUCCUAGUAUUUUACUAGCAAAUGUACAGUCUCUGGACAAUAAGUUAUACAAGCUCAGAGUGAGGAUUUCCUACCAAUGGGACCCGAGAGACUCACGUAAUUUGCCUCACUGAAACGUGGCUCAUGGGCUCUGUGCUGGAUUCGGCUAUGCAGCCUGCUGGGUUUUCCGUAUAUAUCGCGUGGACAGGCGGGAUUUGCUUCAUUAUCAACAACUCAUGGUGUGACUGUGGUAACUUACAAUUCCUCAGGACUUUCUGUUCUCCCAAUCUGGAAUACCUCACGAUUAAAUGCUGACCUCACUAUCUCCUGAGAUAAUUCCCAGUGGUUAUAAUCACGGCUGUAAAGGAAAUCUGAGAAAAGUGCCUCAUCAGACCACGCCUCCAUCCUGCUCCUACCAACCUAUAAACAGAAAUUAAAGCAGGAAGUACCCGUGGUAAGAUCGGUUCGAUGCUGGUCUGACCAAUCAGAAUCUAUGCUAUAGGACUGCUUUUGAUCACAUGGACUGGGACAAAGUUCCAGGUCGCCUCCGACAAUAACAUCAACGAGUAUACAGACUCAGUCAUGGGGUUCAUCAGGAAAUGCAGAGGACAUUCUCUCAACAGUGACUAUUCGCACCUAUCCCAACCAGAAACCAUGGGUAAAUGGCACAAAACUGAGAGCGCGGACCAAUGCAUUUAACCUCAGGCCGAGUGUUUGGGGAUAUGGAUGAAUACAAAAAGACCAGCUACGACCUCCUGAAAUCAAUCAAAUAUGCAAAAAGACAGUACAGGGAUAAAGUGGAAUCGCUUUUGAACGGCUCCAACGUGAGACGCAUGUGGCAAGGACUACAAACCAUCACGGAUUAUAAAUGGAAAACCAGCGAACACCAAUGCCGCUCUCCCAGACGAGCAAACACUUUUUAUGCUUGCUUUGAGGUAAUCAACACCGAUCCUCCCAUGAGGGCGCCCGCUGCUGUAGAAGACUAUGAGCUCUCGAUCUCUGCGGCUGACGUCAGUAAGACCUUCAAGCGUGUGAAUGCUCGCAAAGCAGCCGGUCCAGACAGUAUCCCUGGCCACGUCCUCAGAGCAUGCGCAGACCAGCUGGCUUGAGUGUUCACGGACAUAUUCAACCUCUCCCUGUCCCAGUCUGUGAUCCCCACGUGCUUUAAGAUGUCCACCAUUGCCCCUGUACCCAAGCAAGCCAAGAUAACCUGCCUAAAUGACUAUCGACCUGUAGCACUCACUUCUGUCAUCAUGAAGUGCAUUGAGAGGCUGGUCCCAAGGACCAAAUCAGCUCCACCUUACCUGACACCCUGGGCCAACUACAAUUUGCAUAUCAUCCAACAUAUCCACAGAUGAAGCUAUCACCAUUGCGCUACACACUGCCCUAUUACACCUGGACAAGAGGAACACCUACAGUGAGGGAAAAAAGUAUUUGAUCCCCUGUUGAUUUUGUAAGUUUGCCCACUGACAAAGAAAUGAUCAGUCUAUAAUUUUAAUGGUAGGUUUAUUUGAACAGUGAGAGACAAAAAAAUCAAAAAUGUUAUAAAUUGAUUUGUGAUAAAAUGUGAUAUCAUGUCCCCUCAGUACUGCAAGCAUAUUACCAUCUCCAAGACCAUAUUAUCUUAAAGUUGUCAUAUCCCCUCAGUACCACAAGCACAUGAUACUACACACAGAGACUCUCCGAGAUCGUACACUCUUCAAUAAGAGUCAAGACUCCAUUUUCCAGUCCUGACUCUUCUUGAGUCAAUAUUUACAAUGUUUACUAUUCCUCUUGAGUAAAAACUGAGGACUUAAGUCCCCAUCAGUCCCAAAGAACUGCCUUACAACAUACGGGUACAUUUUGCGUCCCUUUUGAUAUUUUAAGGAGAAAUUGUGCACCAAUAUUGAAUUAAAUGCCUUUAUGAAGUGCCCUUUAAUAAAGACCGUGGAAAAUUCAAUAAAUCCGAUUUUUAUAUGAGUAAAGACUUGCUAAAGUUCCAAAAAUCUGCAACUUCUAGGAAGUUUUUAAACCACUUAACCCCAAAAUGUCAAGUUUUCACCAUCACUGUAAAGCCCUUUAUGUUCUUGCUUUGACAGUCCAUUUUUGAAGAUUAUUAUUUAGUUCAUGUGAUUAGUGAUUCAUUUAGGUCUGUCCCUCAUUUUAAGGUCAACCCUGUUUACGUGAAACAAACUCUAGUUUUAAUAUGCUGAAACUAUUACUUUUUAAAUAUAUUUUUCAAAAGAAACAUCGAUCAUCUGAUAGUCAAAUCAUAGUGUAAAAGCAGGUGCGCUGGUUCUACUCUUUUUGGCCAUUUCCUGGUGUUUAGUGGUGGAAAACUGAGCGCGUCGAGCAUAACACGUCAACCCUGUUACCCAUAGACAGGCUAGAAAUGUUUUAACAAUUUAAAAAGAUUGUGAAGCUUGCAUUUAAACGACCCUCCCUUUUGCACACAACAAGCUUCCAUCCCCCCUGUUACAAGGGGAUUCAUUGCUGAUUUAAGAUGAAAACCUCAACCCUGUUACGGUCAACUCUGUUACUUGAAUGGCCUUUUAUUGGCACUUAAUAUAGUAAUAAAUCAUAUUUAUGAUGGGAAAACAUGUUUCUUUUUUUUAUGGAGUUGAACAUGUGCUCUUUAUGACAAUGUUAAAAUGAGGUGAAAUUACUUGCUUUUUGUGACCAAGAUACACUACCCAAAAUGUGCUCUAUUCAUUGAACAUGCGAGAGGUCAUAAAGAGGUCAAUCAUAAAGAGGUCAAUCAAAAUCAACCAAAACGAUGGAAAUGCCAUGGAAACGCAGGUGGAAAGAUCCAGAGUCUCCUACAUUUAGCCUGUUGUUUAUAUGUGUAUUUCACACUAUUUUGAGGUAAAAAAUCGUAGGAUAAUGCUUGUAUGGAUGUCAACCCCCAAUACAUGUUCAUAACGUCGUCACCAAUCAACUGCAUUACAGUUCAAAAUGACUGACUACCACCACCGAUGUCUGUGUACAAGGAAUGUUACCAGUGAAUACGAACGGGAGUUAGCAUUUAGCAGGCACUUCUUCUGAACCUGAAAAGGGACAACUUCUAAAUGUUGUGCAGCGAAAACAGCCAAAUUAUAUCAAAAUGUGACUUUAGUACCCACAUUGUGGGCCUGUUAUAAUGCAUCAAUCAUGACGGAUUUGACGAAUAUCCACUUUGUUAGGUCAGAUUUUGUUGAAUGUGCGCCAAUCCGGCGUCCUCCUUCUAUCCCCAGUUCAGUCCCAAAAAGGGUCUCUUCGUUAUCAAGAGGUCUCUGAGUUUAUACGGCUUGUGCUGAUGACUAGUUGUGACCUUUGUGCCGGUAUUUCUCCUCACGUGGCCAGAGUGCAUGUUAUCGUUUGACACAUCUCACCUCAGUCACAGGUGUAACUGCAGAUGCCCUGACAUGGCCGAUUUUAUGAAAAUGUUUCAUUCCUGUCAGUUUGAGGAGAAAAACAGAGUUGGGGGGGGGGGGGGAAUGUUGUCCAUCAUCUGUCAAAAUUGGGAUAUUUCAGAUAAAUAACUUAAUUUUGUGAUGCAGUUUUUUUUUUAUUGAACUUCAAACCCAACCCAGCGCCAUGGGAACGAAGCCAGUAUGUGACUGUGACUGGCUGUGCCUUGCCAGCUGUAACCAGGGCAACCUGGAACUAAGGUGGCAGCUGGGUGACCUUGCCAAACUCGGAAUUACAGACCGAAGACGGUUCCAGUUCCAUCCGUCUGUCUGGGGUUGAUUAAGGAACUGAUUAGCAGCAGUCUGGCCCAGUCUGUCUGGCCUCUGAAUAGACUGAAGCUCCAGUGUCAGGCCAGAACUAAAAUAUGAAGGAAGGAGUUGCUGAACUAAGUCUGGUGUUUUCCAUCUCGCCCUACAGAAUGAAGGGGUUUUCUAUGCUCUGUGCUGCUGUUUCCUUUGGUCAGCUAUUAUGAGGGAAAAGAGAGGGUGGUAAAUGUAUGGUAUUGAUUGGGUGGUAAAUGUAUGGUAUUGAUUGGCUGAGUGUGUUAUUGGGUGGUAAAUGUAUGGAAUUGAUUGGCUGAGUGUGGUAUUGGGUGGUAAAUGUAUGGAAUUGUUUGGCUGAGUGUGGUAUUGGGUGGUAAAUGUAUGGAAUUGUUUGGCUGAGUGUGGUAUUGGGUGGUAAAUGUAUGGUAUUGAUUGGCUGAGUGUGGUAUUGGGUGGUAAAUGUAUGGAAUUGAUUGGCUGAGUGUGGUAUUGGGUGGUAAAUGUAUGGAAUUGAUUGGCUGAGUGUGGUAUUGGGUGGUAAAUGUAUGGAAUUGAUUGGCUGAGUGUGGUAUUGGGUGGUAAAUGUAUGGAAUUGUUUGGCUGAGUGUGGUAUUGGGUGGUAAAUGUAUGAUAUGAUUGGCUGAGUGUGGUAUUGGGCUGGUAAAUGUAUGGGUAUUGAUUGGCUAGUGUGGUAUUGGGUGGUAAAUGUAUGGAAUUGAUGGCUGAGUGUGGUAUGGGUGGUAAAUGUAUGGAAUUGAUUGGCUGAGAUGUGGUAUUGGGUGGUAAAUGUAUGGAAUUGUUUUGGCUGAGUGUGGUAUUGGGUGGUAAAUGUAUGGUAUUGAUUGGCUGAGUGUGGUAUUGGGUGGUAAAUGUAUGGAAUUGUUUGGCUGAGUGUGGUAUUGGGUGGUAAAUGUAUGAUAUUGAUUGGCUGAGUGUGGUAUUGGGUGGUAAAUGUAUGAUAUUGAUUGGCUGAGUGUGUUGCCUUGUAUUGUCUGAUUUACUGAGUGUUUUCCUGUGUUCUCUCUCUCCCCCCUCUCCGCUCGUUCCCUCCUCCUUUCCCCACAUCAUCCCUCUUUCCCUCUCUUUCCCUCUCUCUCUUUGCCUCUCUCUUUGCCUCUCUUUCUUUCCCUCUCUCUCCCCCUCCCUCUCUGUCACUCUCUCCCCCCCUCUCUUUCCCUCUCUCUCCAUUCUCUCUCUUUCCCACCUCUCUCCCUCUUUCCCCUCUCUCUCUUCUCUCUCUUUCCCUCUCUCUCCCUCGCCCCGCUUUUCCCUCUCUCGCUCCCCUUCUCUCUCUCUUCCUUCCCCUCUCUCAUCUCUCCCUCUCGUCUUUCCUUCUCUCCUCUCCUCACCCCCCUCUCUUCUAUUUCCGACCUAAGACACCUCUCUCCUGUCCCUCUCUCGUUCCCUCUCUGACUUUUCUCUCUCUGUUUCCCUGCUCUCUCUCCCCUCAUUCUCUUCUCCUUCUGUUCCCUCUCUCUCCCCCCUCUCUCUUUCCUCUCUUCGCUCCCCUCCCUCUCUCUCUUCCCUCUCUCUCUCCCCCUCUCCCUCUUCCCUCUCUCCUCUUUCUCUUUCCCUCUCUCUCCCCUUUCUCUUCCUCCUCCCUUCCUUUUCCCCUCUCUCUUUCCCCUCUCUCUCUUUCCCCUCUCUCUCUCCCCCUCUCUCUCUUUCUCUUUCCCUCUCUCUCACCCUCUCUCGUUCCCUCUCUGACUUUCCCUCUCUCUCUUUCCCCUCUCUCUCUCCCCUCCCUCUCUUUCCCUCUCUUUCCCUAUCCCUCUUGUUCUUUCUUUCUUUCUCUUUUUCUCCAGAGAGGAGCUGUGUUCGUUCCAGAGGGAGAUCGAGGUGCUGUCUGAGCAGUAUUCUCAGAAGUGCCUGGAGAACGCCCACCUGGCCCAGGCCCUGGAGGCUGAGAGACAGGCCCUCAGACAGUGUCAGAGGGAGAACCAGGAGCUCAACGCACACAACCAGGUACACACACACACCCCAGGCACUAACAAACACCCAGGUACACACACACCCACACACCCAGGUACACCACACACACACCCAUGCAUUAACAACACCCAGUGUACACCACACACCACAUGUACACACACACACACAAACCAUGGUACACAACACACACACAGGUACACACACACACACCAGUACACACACCCCAGGUACACCACACACACCCAGGUACACACACAGCACACACCAACCCGUACACACACACCACAGUACAACACACAACCCAGUACAACACACAACCAGACACACCCACAACACCAGGUACACAACACACACAACCAGGUACACACACACACACCAGUACACCACACACACAUACAACACCAAACAGGUACACACACACACACACAACACACACCCGGUACACACCGACACACACACAGCACAACAAACACACACCAGCACCACACACCAGGACACACACACACCCAGGUACACACACACCCAGGUCACACAACACCCCAGGUACACACACCACACACACACCCAGGUACAACACACACCCGUACACACACACACACACCCAGUACACACCCAGGUACAACACACACACCCAGGUACACACACACAGGUACACACACACCACAACCAGGUACACACACACACAGGUACACACACACCCAGUACACACAACACCACGUACACACACACAACCAGCAACACACCAGUACACCCACACACACACCCAGGUACACCACACACCAGUACACACACCCGUACACACAACAACACCACCAGUAAACAACCCAGGUCCACACACACACCAGUUACACACACAGGCACACACACCCAGGUAACACACCCACACACACCCAGGUACACACAAACCCGUACACCACCCAAACACACCCAGGUACACACACACACACCCGGACACAACACACAUCACACAACACACACCCAGGUACACAACCCAGGUACACACACACACACCCAGGUAACCACCGCACACCACACACCACACCCAGUACACACCACCCAACACACACCCCAGGUACACGCGCCACACACACCCAGGUACAGCGUCCACACACACCCAGGUACACACACGCACACAACACACACACCCAGUACACCCACACAACCCAUACCACACACCCACACCCAGGUACAACGCGCCACACACACACCAGGUACACACACACCCAGGAACACGCACACACACCCAGGUACACCGCGCAACACAACACCACCCAGGUACACGCCGCACACACACCGUAACACACACAACCCAGGUACAACCGCGCACACACACACCCAGUACACGCGCACACACACACCACCCAGGUACACCGCACACACACACCCAGGUACCGCAACACACACACCCAGGUACAGCUCCCACACACACAACCCAGGUUUACACGCGCGCCACACACACACCCAGGUACACGCGCGCACACCACACCCAGGUACACGCGCGCACACACACACCCAGGUACACGCGCGCACACACACACCCAGGUACACGCGCGCACACACACACCCAGGUACACGCGCGCACACCACCACCCAGGUACACGCGCACACACACACCCAGGUACACGCGCGCACACACACACCCAGGUACACCGGCAGCGGCACACACACCCCAGGUACACGCGCGCACACACACACCAGGUCACGCGCGCAACACACACACCCCCAGGUACACGCGCACACACACACCCCCAGGUACACGCGCACACACACACACCCAGGUACACGCGCCCACACACACACAGGUACACGCGCCCACACACACACAGGUACACGCACACACAACCCGGUAAUAGUCCUCACACUUACCAUGACAUGUGCCUUGUGUCUGUAGGAGCUCAACAACCGUCUAGCUGCAGAGAUCACGAAGAUGCGCUCUAUGGCCACUGAAGACGGGGGUGGAAACACCUGCAACAUCACACAUGGGAAGGAACUGUACGAGUUGGAGGUAAGCUCCGCUCGAGGUGGAACAUAAGAUUGGACGAUUUUAAAUGCGCUGAAGUCUUCCUGUUUGUCGAAAGUGUGCGUUGCUUUUAUGCACAGCUGAAGUUUAUACCCCUUAAUCUUACCGUUUUGGUCUGUUGCAGGUGAUGUUGAGGGUGAAGGAGUCAGAGGUCCAGUAUCUAAAACAGGAGAUCAACUCUCUGAAGGAUGAACUCCAGGCCGCACAACGAGUAAGUCCCAAGACCCAAGUUACCUAAAACUGCUUUUUAGACUUUCUCAAUGUAUUUUAUGCUCUUUUCUCAUUAUUUUAUGCUGAGGUUGUAUUCCUCACCCUACCACCUUAAACAAUGUAUCAUUUGUCCCUCCAGGAUAAGAAGUAUGCGACGGACAAGUACAAGGACAUCUACACGGAGCUGAGCAUCGUGAGGGCCAAAGCAGAGAGAGACCUAGGGAGGCUCCGAGAACAGCUGCAGCUGGCCCACGAUGCACUGGGGGAACCCUCACUAGAGGAGGUGGAGAGGGCAGGAGGAUACGGUAGGAAUAUAGAAGACUUUCUAGCCUUCUACUCCAUGUGUGUGUUACCAAAUGGUACCCUAGUCCCUACUUAGUGCACUACCUUUGACCAAAACCCUGAGCCUUUGUUUCAGUCAUAACCAAUGUGCCACAAUGCCUCAACAUUUGAAUUUGGUCUCUGCAUUUACACAAGAAGAUGUCUCAAUGUCAAAUAUAGUCUCCGACUUGCAACCCACUGACCUCCUUACAACAAGCAGCCAGAGAAGUCCGUUUAUUACAGUAGUGUCUAUAGUAAACUGGACAGAAGCCGCAGUAGCCCUCUUUUCCAAAGGACUUGUCUUUUUAAAGUAGUUGUCUUAUCUCUCCUCAGAUAUCAUGAAGUCCAAAAGCAACCCUGACAUUCUCAAGAUGGCGGCUGCUGCAGCCAAACGCGCCGAGCGCACCAUGAGGUCAAAGGUACGCCUUCUUAACACCUGAAUAAGACAUCUUUCAUGUGCUUUACCCAGUAGAGAAGUCUCCCACAGCUGAAGGUUGUGUGUGAGAACAGUUCAGUUGGAACCAAGUGCCAAUGAGCUGUGACACAAUGCCACCUUCAGGUUAACUACUGCGUUACACUGCAACUUUUUAAUUCCCCCAGCAGGUGAAUGUACUGUAUUGUGUGGCUCCAUUGGCAGUUAAAACAUAUAUUUUACUCUUAAAACCUUGAAACAAAUCCCUGUGUGCUAUUUGAUUGUGGGUUAAAAUGAUUGUAUAAUAUGUGGAGAGAAGUGUGUCGUCGUCGUCGUCGUCGUCGUCCCCCCCCACCUUCUCUCCUCAGUCUGUGUCUUGUGAUAUGCCCUCUGCCCUAAAGGACUACCUUUCUCCUUAUUGGUCACUUACCAAACCAGACUACCACCAAUAG